Molecule: messenger RNA, 6425 nt
Organism: Gadus chalcogrammus (walleye pollock)
Lineage: Eukaryota; Metazoa; Chordata; Actinopteri; Gadiformes; Gadidae
Gene: ranbp9
Product: RAN binding protein 9
Exons: 14
Coding region: 460-2274 (604 amino acids)
Biological process (GO): cytoskeleton organization; cell surface receptor signaling pathway
Cellular component (GO): cytoplasm
Molecular function (GO): protein binding
Source: RefSeq, a predicted model, not a curated record
CAAAAGACCGAGGUUACCCGAGCUCCAGUACCCUGCCGAGCCAUCCGGCCGACGUCGCUCUCACUUCCCUGCGAAUGUGGACCAACUGAUCCGUCUCAAAACGUCGACACCCGCUCUAGUUUCCCGUUAAUAUAGUGACCGCUACGCUGUCUGCUUCGGACGCGACCAACGAGGCGUCGUGUCAGCCGAUGUCAACCGAGCAAUUUGAGCCACGAUCGCUUGUUUUCGCUGGGGGUUGCUAAAAGCUAGCACUACCCUGGCGAGUUAACUGGCGAUAGCCUUGAAAGCUACCUCAGCGCUAGCGGACGGCGGAGCCUGUUAGCCUAGCGUGCUAGCGUAUUAGCUCUGCUCUCCCUCCUCCCUCCCCCCUCCUAAAUAAAACUUGAUCCUGACGGACACAAGCGGCGCUGGCUUGUUGCUGACAAGCCACGAUCUAUUCGUAGCCGUCGCCUGGUAGUCAUGUCCGGCGGACAGCCAUCAACCGCCGCGGGGGGCUGCGGGUUCCUCAUGUCGGUUGUCGUUCACGGGGACUCUGCUCUCCACGAGCAGGAGAAGGAGCUCCAGCAGCGGCUCCGACGGCUCUACCCCGCCGUCAACGAGACCGAGACCCCGCUGCCUCGGUCGUGGAGCCCCAAGGACAAGUUCAGCUACAUCGGCCUCUCUCAGAACAACCUCCGUGUGCACUAUAAAGGUCAUGGUAAGACCCCCAAAGACGCUGCCUCCGUGCGGGCCACCCAUCCAAUCCCAGCAGCCUGCGGGGUCUACUACUUUGAGGUCAAGAUCAUCAGCAAAGGGCGAGAUGGGUACAUGGGCAUCGGCCUCUCUGCACAAGGGGUCAACAUGAACAGACUUCCUGGUUGGGACAAGCACUCGUACGGUUACCACGGCGACGACGGCCACUCCUUCUGCUCCUCCGGUACCGGCCAGCCCUACGGCCCCACCUUCACCACAGGCGACGUGAUUGGCUGCUGCGUCAACCUCAUCAACAACACCUGCUUCUACACCAAGAACGGCCACAGCCUAGGUAUUGCCUUCACAGACUUGCCGCCCAACCUGUACCCCACGGUGGGGCUCCAGACCCCCGGCGAGGUGGUGGACGCCAACUUCGGCCAGCACCCCUUCGUCUUCGACAUCGAGGACUACAUGAGGGAGUGGCGGACCAAGAUCCAGGCUCAGAUCGACCGCUUCCCCAUCGGGGAGCGCGAGGGAGAGUGGCAGGCCAUGAUCCAGAAGAUGGUGGCGUCUUACCUGGUCCACCACAGCUACUGUGCCACGGCGGAAGCCUUUGCCAAAUCCACGGACCAGGCGGUGCACGAGGAACUGGCCUCCAUAAAGAACAGACAGAAGAUCCAGAAGCUGGUGUUGUCUGGCCGGAUGGGCGAGGCCAUCGAGACGACCACGCAGCUGUACCCCAACCUGCUGGAGAGGAACCCCGACCUGCUCUUCAUGCUGAAGGUGAGACAGUUCAUUGAGAUGGUGAACGGGACGGACAGUGAGGUGCGCUGUCUGGGCGGCCGCAGCCCAAAGUCCCAGGACAGCUACCCCGGCUCCCCCCGGCCCUUCAGCAGCCCCAGCCACAAGGCCGGCAGCUCCACACCAUACCUCACAGGGUUCGACAGCAGCUGCUGUAACGGUGUGACGACCAGCAAGAGCCACAGCUCCUCCCCUCACGCCCACAAGCCCUGCCCCCCUGCCACUAGCCCCGCCCUCCCAGUGUCCGACGUCAGCCUCAACGGGACCAGGACUCAGCCAAUCAGCAGCGACGUGGACAUGGAGGUGGACCACUUCACCAACGGCGUGUCAGACUCCUUCUCCAACGGCUUCCUGAACGGAAGCACCAAGCACGCCGCGGAGACCCCCGACUGCGACGCCGACAUGGAGGUGGAGUCGGGCCAGUCCAAACGGCAGCUGUGUGGGGGGAGCCAGGCGGCCAUCGAGAGGAUGAUCCACUUCGGCCGGGAGCUCCAGAGCAUGAGCGAACACCUCCGCCGGGAGUGCGGCAAGAACUCAGCCAAUAAGAAGAUGCUCAAGGAUGCCUUCAGCCUGCUGGCCUACUCAGACCCCUGGACCAGCCCCGUAGGAUACCAGCUGGACUCCAUCCAGAGAGAACCUGUCUGCUCCACGCUCAACAGUGCAAUACUAGAGACCCAUAACCUCCCCAAGCAGCCCCCGCUGGCCCAGGCUGUGGGCCAGGCGGCCCAGUGUCUGUCCAUCAUGGCGCGCUCCGGCAGCGGCUCCUGCGCCUUCGCCACCGUGGACCACUACCUGCACUAACCCCGCCCCCAACACACACACACACACACACAUACACAGACAGACAUAGAGACGGACACACAGACAAAAACAGACAGAUGCAGACAGACAGGCAGAUACUGACUGACAGACGCACACACCGUGACUGACUGACAGACGCACACACCCUGACUGACUGACAGACGCACACACCCUGACUGACCGACAGACACACGCACACACACUGACUGACAGACAGACACACGCACUGACCGACAGAGACACACACUGACGGACAGAGAGACACACACACACACUGACAGAGAGACAUGCACACACACACUUACAGACGGAGAGACACACACACACACUGAGACACACACAGACGUACACACAGACAGAGACAGACGCACACCUUAUAAUGGAUUCCCUCUUCUUUGCGAGCCCCCCCCCCUCCCCUCUAGCCAGAGCUGUGACAUCGCUCAGACGCUGCUAGCCGAGAGUAGCUAACAUCAGAACACUUUUUACCCCCAGAUGAAGACUGCAGCGCUAUAAGUGCUCGCCACCCCCCCCCCCCCCCCCCCCCCUCUCUGGUCGAGCUAAGCCCCGCCCCCAGGUGUACGUACGCCUGAGUAGCGAGGCACGCGCAACAUCAACGCACUUCAUCGAGCUAACGGGAGCUAGCCUGCUAACGAUAACAGGCCUGCCAACAGGAGCAGGGUGGCUAACGGGAGCUAGCCUGCUGACGAGGAUUGGUAAGCCUUAGGGGUGCUAGCCUGCUAUCGCUGGCUACCUAGCCUGCUAACAGAUGUGCACCGUAGCUAAGUGGCUGACAGGAGUUGGUCAGCUAGCAGAUGCUAGUCUGCUAACCGGCAGUUGGUCAGCAAAUGUUAGCUAGCCGGCUAACAGAUGCUAGCCUGCUAACGGCAGUGGGUCAGCUAAUGGUAGCUAGCCCGCUAACGGAAGUUGGCUAGCCAGCACACAGGACUGUCGCGGUCCAGACACUCGUCUCAUCAAGGCUUUGCGGACCGAGUGCACGUGAGCCAUGUGCCCGUGAGCCGACGGCUACGACAGAACCACAGACCCUCCGCCUCCCGGGGGGGGGGUGGGGGUGGGGGUGGGGAGGCAGGAAACCUGUGAGAUGCAUGAGGACUCCUGACCUCCAGGGGGCGACCUCACCCCCCCCCCCACCACCACCUUGUUUCGUCUGUUAUAUUUUGGCGGGAGAUGGGGCCAGGGGGGGGCGAUAUGUUACUCCCCCUUUUGUUUUUAGGUUUUUCUCCCCCGGGGUGACAUGGCAUCAGACGGAUGAGUAAUAUUGUUAUUUUUAUUCUAAUUAUCAUUAUCCAGAUUGUUACUUGCAUUCACAGUAUAUUUGUUAAGCGCCCGAGUGUCACAACCGUAAUAAAGUUCCCCCUCCCACUCCGUCUAGCACCGAUGGCUGUGAUGUACAUGUUGACCGUUAAUAUCAUCCACCCGCUAUUAGCUAUGUAUCCAGACCAAUGGACACCUCCUCCACGCUGGUCAUUUCAUGUUAGACCCCAGUAUUAGUGGAACGAGGACACUCGCCCAACGUCCAGAAGAAUCGCUUCGAUUGAUGAUCAUUGAAGGGUGACAUAUUAUACCACCAGGUGUGAGUAAUUAGUUAUUACAAGCCGUUUUGAAAACCUGCCUCUUCUGACAUCACAAGUGGGCGUGUCCACCUAGAUGUGUGCUGGAUAGAUCCGCCUACCCAGUGGAGUGUAGCGAACGUUGCUCAUCUAUCCAUAAUACAUCUAGGUGGACACGCCCACUUGUGAUGUCAGAAAGGGCAGAUCUUCACAACGACUUGUAGCCGUUCACACCCACACCUUGCGGUAUGUCACCUUUUCAAAACGAUUCGAAAGUUAGUGAACGUGUGAGCGAGGGUAAACUUCCUCUUCUAUGGACGUAGCCACACCCCGACCUCCAGACUGAUACCUUUUACCUUUUUAUGAUUUAGAUUUUUGAUAUGUGUUUAUAUUAACCCUUUAUUAACCAAGAACUCAGGAGCCAGCCUCUGCGUUCUCCUCUGAUUGGUCCAGAGCGCCGAGAUCCCAACUGUCAAUAAAGGAAGCGGUUGGCCAUAUGUUUUGAUAUGUAUGAAUUGAACCCGGGUUCCAGCGACCGCUUAGGACCGGUCUGAACAACCCAGUCCCUCCCUCCCGCAUGUCUUUAUUCUUUUUUAGACGGGCCACUCUCCUUCUGUCAUCGUUUCCGCCCUCCUCCUUUUUUCCCUCGCCCCUCCACCCCAUCCCAGUAAGAAACCCGUCUGAAGUCCAGUAUGGUCCGACCCCAGAGCCCACACAGAGCUCCCUGCAUAGCCCGGUCCCGGUACUGGCGGGUCGCGGGCUGAGGCCUCCUCCCGGUGUUGGACCGGCCCAGAGUCGGACGACUCGGCGCUCGUGUUCGUUGGUCUGGAUGGAGAGCAGUCACAGCUUUAGAAGUCUUUCUAGACGUGUUUUGAGUGCGUGUGGACCCUGUGCAUGCCGUAGUGAGCAGCUGGGUGUGGUUCUUUCUGGCGGGGCCGAGGCCCUGCCGUGUGGCCCGUGGCGGUUGCUACAUGAUGUGCAAUGUGUGUGUGAGGGUGAAAACGAUUUCUAUUAAACAUGACAAACGACAGCUUGUCUGGAUGCUGACUGACGCUGGGGGAACGAUUCAGGAGGGGGAAGUCUCGGAGGGAACUUUAACAUAUCCUCAAUGUUUGAUCCCACAACUUAACGAGUGCGCUCUUAAACAAGUCUUUAGUUUGUUUAAUAGCACCAUAGUGAAAGUUAACCUUAUCCAUUAUAUAUUUUUUAAGUACCGUAUUGUAAGAUAUUACAGAAGUACCAACAAUACAUUGACCUUUAUUUUGUACCGUCAGUGAGCAUUUGUUUAAAACAGGUAAAGUUUAAAAUUCUUAGUUUAACAAGUAUUUGAUUUAAUCUUCAACCGUUUAUCAAAACUAGUGAAGUGUAUCGUGCUUCCUCAUCUUGAGUGUGUCAACUAAACUAAUUUCCAAUGACUUUGAAGGUCACCAGUGACCUUUUAAACCCAAUAAAUCCAGUGAAUGUUUAUGGAGAAAUCAAGUUAACAUUCAUGAAUAUCAGACGUUUAGUUUAUUGUACAGGGUUAUAUUCCACUUCAUGUCAAUAUCACACAUUUCAAAACUAUACAGAAGUUAUACAAAAAUCCCCUAGUCAGUACAACAGGGGUGCCUAGUUCUGGCUUGGGGCCUCAAUGCUUCUACACCUUUAGGUUCUUUCCCGUUAAGUACAAUUCAACCCACACUCGUCCCAUCAGACGGCAGCCUUAUGGAUGGAUCAGAUGUUUUUUGGCAGGGUAGGAGAGCACAAGUGUACAACGUGUCGUUUAGGCUUCCACCUUGGGCCGGCUGACCCUUGACCUCUUCAGCUGGAGACUGCCUGCUUCCUGUGGAGCCAGCGCUGCUUCAUCCGCUCCGCCUUGGCCUUGUGUUUGGGUGCUGAGGGACACAUCGCCACGGUAACCAGACAUUCGUUACUGUCACGUCUACGUUCUGGAUGACUGAAUGCUUAAGCUCUGAAUCAUAAUGGGGUGGGUUAUCCUAAUUUACAAAUACAUACAGUUUUCAUACUUAAGUAAACCGACUAGUACACCACUAAAGAUAGUUUAUAGUGGUUUCAAACCAGUGCCAACACGGUGGUGAUUGUGUGCAAUACCAGGCAUUUGCCACAGGUGGUGCUGUUAUACACAUUUAGCCAUUACUGUUUAGUUAACUCACCCCAAUUCUUCCUCACAAACUCCACAGACGGCGCCUUCUUGGGCCCCUUGUUCUUGAGAGACAGGAUCGCCUUAUCUGCAGAACGACAUCAGUUCAGACAUCGGUCGAACAGAGAAGCUAACACAGCUAGCGGCCUAGCUAACAUUGUAGCCGUCUCUGUAGAGGUCGUCCAUGUUGGGGCGUCUCUUGUCAAGAGGCCGGCCGUUGUUGUAGCAACGCUCAAAUUGAGACGGAUAAUUGUCCGAGGACUUCUGCCACAGAGUGUAGCUUGCAUGACUACCAGUCUUUUCCCUUCAGGCCGUAGUACCAACAGUUUGAACUUUAAACUCCCCUCUCCAUCACACGUCUGUGUGGACACACCCACCUCUGAAGUCACUUUAGGGUCGACGUUGAAACGGCAAAACGACACAAAAAAAGAGCAACACCGUAA